UUUCGGCUUUUGAUUCGGUUUUGUUUAUGGUUUUUGCGGCAGGAUCAGAUUUUUAACAUUUUUUGCGAAUUUUGCGAGCUCAAAAAUGGAAGCACUGAGGAAUCUCAAAUUCGAAAAAGAUCACGAUGGAACGAUCGACGAAGCGUCCACAACGGAAGCGGAAGAUUCGGCAGUGGAGCCAGACCCGGAGCUGGAAGCGGAAAUAGCGGCAAUCGAACGGGAAAUCGACGGCGACUACAUCGACGAGGAGAUGCUCGUAUUUGCCGAUUUCGAAACCCAUUUGGCAGCUGAUGAACUAACAAAUCCAGACAUAAGGAUUAAGGUUAUUGGGAUCGACUCGGACAAUCCGGUCAUCCAGAUCAACGACGAUAUCUACCGGGGCUCGUACGACUUCGCGAUGGGGACAAACGUUUUUCUGGAAGAGGACCCUGAGGCCAAGAGUAAGAUCGAUCCACUUUACAGUCUCGAUCCGCCCAAAAUGUACAAAUACGGCGGUCAAAGUCAGAAGGUGCUUAAAAUGAAGCGAAUUUUUGCCACGCCCAAGGCGGACGUGGCCACGAUUAAAACGGAACCGGAAGCUGACCUGCUGGAAGAGACCAAAACGACGAUGGACGAACGCUAUCUGGUGACGCGGUCCUACGAGGAAGCGCUCAACUUGCAUCUGCCCUUUGGAUGCUUCCCGCCGCGGUUCAUCGAAGGCGAGCAGAAUGGGGAGAAGGUUGUCCACCGGAAGGCCACGGCACUUACCAGGGUGGACAACGAUAUGGAAGACGACGCCGCCGCACGGGACGAUCCCCGAGAUGUGGACUACAGGCCGGGGAUGGAAACGUGAAAAGGGUUGUUUAACGCUAAGAUAUAGUUUAUAAACGUAGUUAUUAGUCAUUAAUUUAACAGUACGUAGGGCACUUUAGAUAUACUGCAGUAAAAAGUGUUUAUUUUUUUCUGUCGUAUUAGUGCACAUUUGAAAACACUGAAUGAAAUGAACAACUUAUUGGAAAAUACAAAUCUCUCACAUCUA
Aedes aegypti (yellow fever mosquito) is the source of this 1018-nucleotide messenger RNA. RefSeq lists its product as uncharacterized. Bases 86 to 832 code for a protein of 248 amino acids. The transcript has a single exon. Gene Ontology annotation, biological process: transcription by RNA polymerase III. The record is from RefSeq and is a predicted model, not a curated record. Gene Ontology annotation, cellular component: transcription factor TFIIIC complex. Lineage: Eukaryota; Metazoa; Arthropoda; Insecta; Diptera; Culicidae.